AUGGCUUCCCUUUGGUUUUUGUUGCUCGCUCUGUGUUGUUACACCUCAUCCACCGAUGCGAAGAGUCCGGUGACAAAGUUCCACUACGACUACCAUCGCAUAGAGGAAACGCAUCAGGCGUGGAAGUGUUGGAAAGAAGGUUACCGACCAGCAACCUCGGACAAGAUUCACGAUUCUGGCAAUGGAACUGCUGCAGAAAUUGAGCGUAUCUUGCGUUUCGACCAGUCCAAUACGGUCCUUUUCCUAUUUACCAGCAAUUCGAUCAAUCUUAACCUUCACACAACGUUCCAAAUCGAACGCAACAAGCUCGUUCGUCUCUCGCUGGACAAUGCAGGAUUGGAGCGAUUGGAGCUAGCUUUCACUGGUCGCGAUAAUGAUUGCCGUCUGGCUGAGCUGUCAGUGCCGCGCAAUAGGCUGGCCGCUCUUCCUUCCGGAAUAGAGCGUUUAACCGCCCUAAGAAAGUUUGACUUUAGCUACAAUCUGUUGGAGGAGUUCAACUUGGAUCGGUUAGCGAAUGCGGCUGGAUUGAAGCAACUACUGCUAGCACACAACCGGCUGGAGAGUUUUCGAUCAUCGGUACAGACAAGCUUCGGCUCGCUACAUAAGCUGGAUUUAUCGAACAAUCGAUUAAGAACGCUUGAUUCGACGUACUGGAGUAUGCCACAGCUGGAAACGUUCCAGGUCGAUAAUAAUCGUCAUCUGACGACGAUUGUUGGUUGGACGCGGAAUCGAUUUCCGCUGGUGAAAGGAUUCGAUCCAGCCGGUACGAACAAUUGGAAUCAAACGUGGCUGAAAUCGGUACAGUAG
Messenger RNA from Anopheles maculipalpis, 807 nucleotides. RefSeq lists its product as uncharacterized. The coding region runs from base 1 to 807 and encodes 268 amino acids. Gene Ontology annotation, molecular function: protein binding. The transcript is spliced from 2 exons. NCBI's taxonomy places the organism in Eukaryota, Metazoa, Arthropoda, Insecta, Diptera, Culicidae. The record is from RefSeq and is a predicted model, not a curated record. Gene Ontology annotation, cellular component: extracellular matrix.